Messenger RNA from Odocoileus virginianus texanus, 4176 nucleotides. The record is from RefSeq and is a predicted model, not a curated record. NCBI's taxonomy places the organism in Eukaryota, Metazoa, Chordata, Mammalia, Artiodactyla, Cervidae.
CCCCCGGCCGCCCCGUCCCCUCCCUGGUCCCUGAGAGCGCUUCUGCGGCUCCAGGGAGGGGACGCUUCCUAAUCUCAGGCCGGGGUUAAAGUUCUGGUCCUGGUGAGAUGCUGGAAGCUGCGGCCCAAGCCCCAACCCGCCCUGGAGGUGUCCUGUCGCUUGCCGCCGCCGCCGCCGCUGCCGCCGCCACUGCCACCCUGCCGGGGCCAUGUUCGCCCUGGGCUUGCCCUUCUUGGCUCUCUUGGUGGCCUCGGUCGAGAGCCAUCUGGGAGUUCUGGGGCCUAAGAACGUCUCGCAGAAAGACGCGGAGUUUGAGCGCACCUACGUGGAUGAGGUCAACAGCGAGCUGGUCAACAUCUACACCUUCAACCAUACCGUGACCCGCAACCGGACGGAAGGUGUGAGAGUGUCCGUGAAUGUCCUGAACAAGCAGAAGGGCGCUCCUUUGCUGUUUGUGGUCCGCCAGAAGGAGGCGGUGGUGUCCUUCCAGGUGCCCCUGAUCCUCCGAGGGAUGUUCCAGCGCAAGUACCUCUACCAAAAGGUGGAGCGAACGCUGUGUCAGCCCCCGACCAAGAAUGAGUCCGAGGUCCAGUUCUUCUAUGUGGAUGUGUCCACCCUGUCACCAGUUAACACCACGUACCAGCUCCGCAUCAGCCGAAUGGAUGACUUCGUGCUCAGGACCGGGGAGCCGUUCAGCUUCAACACCACAGCAGCGCAGCCCCAGUACUUCAAGUAUGAGUUCCCAGAAGGAGUGGACUCGGUCAUUGUCAAGGUGGCCUCCAACACGGCCUUCCCCUGCUCAGUGAUCUCCAUCCAGGAUGUGCUGUGUCCUGUGUAUGAUCUGGACAACAACGUAGCCUUCAUCGGCAUGUAUCAGACGAUGACCAAGAAGGCGGCCAUCACCGUGCAGCGUAAGGACUUCCCCAGCAACAGCUUUUACGUGGUGGUGGUGGUGAAAACUGAAGACCAGGCCUGUGGGGGCUCCCUGCCUUUCUACCCCUUUAUAGAAGAUGAACCGGUCGAUCAAGGGCACCGCCAGAAAACCCUGUCCGUGCUGGUCUCGAGAGCAGUCACGUCGGAGGCCUACGUUGGCGGUAUGCUCUUCUGCCUGGGCAUAUUUCUCUCCUUCUACCUGCUUACUGUGCUCCUGGCCUGUUGGGAAAACUGGAGGCAAAGGAAGAAGAGCCUUCUGGUGGCCGGGGACCGAGCCUGCCCAGAAAGCGGUCAUCCCCGGGUCCUGGCCGACUCCUUUCCUGGCGGCUCCCCCUAUGACGGCUACAACUACGGCUCCUUUGAGAACGGUUCUGGCUCCACCGGCUCCACUGACGGUCUGGUUGACAGUGCGGGCCCCGGGGACCUAUCCUACAAUUACCAGGGGCACAACCAGUUCAAGCGACGCCUCCCCUUUGGCGAGAUGCGGCAGCUGUGCAUUGCCAUGGGUAGAUGUGGGGAGGACCCCGUGGGCACUCGACCACGACUGGACUCCAUGAGCUCCGUGGAGGAAGAUGACUAUGACACUCUGGCCGACAUCGAUUCAGACAAGAAUGUCAUUCGCACCAAGCAAUACCUCUACGUGGCUGACCUGGCGCGCAAGGACAAACGUGUCCUGCGGAAGAAGUACCAGAUCUACUUCUGGAACAUCGCCACCAUUGCCGUCUUCUAUGCACUUCCCGUGGUGCAGCUGGUGAUCACCUACCAGACGGUGGUGAAUGUCACAGGGAACCAGGACAUCUGCUACUACAACUUCCUCUGUGCCCACCCACUGGGCAACCUCAGCGCCUUCAACAACAUCCUCAGCAACCUGGGGUACAUCCUGCUGGGGCUGCUCUUCCUGCUUAUCAUCUUGCAACGGGAGAUCAACCACAACCGGGCCCUGCUGCGCAACGACCUCUGUGCUCUGGAAUGUGGGAUCCCCAAACACUUUGGCCUCUUCUACGCCAUGGGCACAGCCCUGAUGAUGGAGGGACUGCUUAGCGCUUGCUAUCACGUCUGCCCCAACUACACCAAUUUCCAGUUUGACACGUCGUUCAUGUACAUGAUCGCGGGGCUCUGCAUGCUGAAGCUCUACCAGAAGCGGCACCCAGACAUCAACGCCAGUGCCUACAGCGCCUACGCCUGCUUGGCCAUCGUCAUCUUCUUCUCCGUGCUGGGCGUGGUCUUCGGCAAGGGGAACACAGCAUUCUGGAUCAUCUUCUCGAUCAUCCAUAUCACUGCCACCCUGCUGCUCAGCACACAGCUCUAUUACAUGGGCCGCUGGAAGCUGGACUCAGGGAUCUGCCGUCGCAUCCUCCACGUGCUCUACACGGACUGCAUCCGGCAGUGCAGUGGGCCUCUCUACGUGGACCGCAUGGUGCUGCUGGUCAUGGGCAACAUCAUCAACUGGUCGCUGGCGGCCUAUGGGCUCAUCAUGCGUCCCAAUGAUUUCGCCUCCUACUUGUUGGCCAUUGGCAUCUGCAACCUGCUUCUUUACUUUGCCUUCUACAUUAUCAUGAAGCUCCGGAGCGGGGAGAGGAUCAAGCUCAUCCCCCUGCUCUGCAUCGUCUGUACUUCGGUGGUCUGGGGCUUCGCCCUCUUUUUCUUCUUCCAGGGACUCAGCACCUGGCAGAAAACCCCCGCAGAGUCGCGGGAGCACAACCGGGACUGCAUCCUCCUCGACUUCUUUGACGACCAUGACAUCUGGCACUUUCUCUCCUCCAUCGCCAUGUUUGGGUCGUUCCUGGUGUUGCUGACGCUGGAUGACGACCUGGACACCGUGCAACGGGACAAGAUCUAUGUCUUCUAGGGGAGCUGGGCCCCUUGCUUCUCUCAUGGAGCCCUGAGCUCCUCUGCCUCACCGCCCGGAGGUUCCAUAGUGCCAGGGGCCUGAGUCCCAGCCCUGCCGCCCAGUGCCAGAGGCGGUGGGACAGCGAGGUCCGGCCCAGGCUUGGCCUGGGACAGUCACAGGGUGACCUUGAGCCUCGCUCCUGCCCUCUGCCAGGGAUGAGGCCUGUGCCCCUUCAGCCCCAAAUGUUGGCCAAACUGCUGCUUUAUUCUCAGUGUUGGGGCCUUCCACGGGUCCCUGUCCAUCAGCUCUCCGAUUGUUGUUCUGCAGGAGGAAGGAGGGAAGCGUUGCCUGCCCAUUUCACAGCUUGCGUCUGGCCGUCCUUCCCCUUCCCUCCUGGCCUGGACCCAAAGCCUACCCUUCUUGCCCGAGCUUCCACUCCAGGGCCCCCGGUCUGGGGCCCGAUUCUCUGUCCUGCACCAGAGUUCGCUCCACUUCUCCUGGGUCUGCGCCUGCCUGCCAUCACUGCCCUCUCUGGUCAGCCAGGAUGGAUGCGGCUGUCGAAUCUGGGGGCUGGCUGGCUGGUGCUGGGCUUUUGGUGCUAAGGCCUGCAAGAGAUCCUGGGCAGCGCUGCCGCCUCUCUCUGACCUGCGCUCAGGGCUGGUUCUUUAGCAAUGAGGGACAAAGCCCGCAGCGUGGGAACCGCCUGUGAUUGAAGAGCUGAAUUCGGAGGUCUUUCAUAUGCCGUCAGCCCCCAGACUGACGAUGGCACCCAGUGACUGAUGUUGGCAACCAGGAUUGGAAGGAAAAAGCAACUCACUCCUUUCCUUUCUUUCUCUUUCUAGGCCCUUAGUCCUGCCAAGCCCCAUUUGUGGGCCUUUCAGUGCCAUUUGACACUGCCCGAGAAUGUCCAGAGGCGAAGGAGGGGCAUUACAGAGAGCACAGCUCCUCCACGGCCACAGGAGCCCCAGUGCCUAUCUUAGGGGCUCAGGGAAGGGACAUGCCCUUCCCCUCUGUGUCCCUGGUCCAACCUCACUCUGGGACACAGGGCUGGCUUCUAAGUUUCCGUCCAGUCUUCAGCCAAGUUCUGUGUUACACAUACACAUGCACACGUAUGAAACCUUGAGUUUACACUGAGUUGCCCUAACUGGUUCCCCUGGCUGCUCUUUCGCCCUGCCUGGUCUGUUCCAGAUGCCAAGGUUGGGGAGAUCAGGUCAGGCCUCUGCCUUGGGGAUGGGAAUGUGUUUUAUUCUCCUCAACUUGUUUUUAUAGCUCUCCCUUGGGCUGGGGAGAGGCGGAGGGUCUGGAUCUUUUUUCAGAGCUCCGUUGAAUGUCUGUUUCCAUGCUAUGGUUGCAUUUCUGUUUUCUAUGAAUGAGUUUGCAUUCAAUUAAAGAAACAACCAGAUGCAGUCCUU